Funneliformis geosporum is the source of this 267-nucleotide messenger RNA. NCBI's taxonomy places the organism in Eukaryota, Fungi, Glomeromycota, Glomeromycetes, Glomerales, Glomeraceae. The record is from the annotation of a GenBank genome assembly.
AUGUUACAGCCUUCAACUAUUAAACGAAGAUUAAACCCUCUAUUGAACGAAUUCAAAAGAGCAAGACAAAUAUGGUCAGAACUUAAUGAAAAUGGUAUUACAACGGCCAAUUCUCUUAUGAAUAUAAAGUUACAAGAACGACAAAUAGAUUAUUCAAUAUAUUGGAAAGAAUUGGAUAAUUUACCUAAUUUAGAAGAAAAUCAUGAAACUGAAAAUGAAACUUAUAAAAGUUUGUUAUGCGCUUUACAUCAAAUAUUUGAAAAAAUG